CACCACUACAUAACUAGAUAAACUUUCAAUUUCCCCAAUUGUCAGAAAAUACAAUAAAUUCAAUAUAAUUUUGAUUUGCUGCUGCACCACAAUGGAAUUUCCAGAGACUGGCAAACGUUGUUCAGUGAAAGAUUGCAAAUUGUUGGACUUUUUGCCAUUUGUUUGCGAGCAUUGUCAGGUAACUUUUUGUAAAGAGCAUUUUAAUAUGGAAUCACAUGAGUGUUUGAAAACAGAGAAUUUAAAAUCUAUUGUGGAACAAUCGACAAGCUUCGUAUGCUCUAAAGAAUCUUGUCAGGAUGCAUCAUCCAUCGAGAUGCCUUGUGUCAAGUGUAAACAGCAUUUUUGCAUAACACAUAGACAUCAUGGAUGCUUGGAGUUGAGUGAAGCAGAAAAGACACAAAAACUGAAGAAGUGGCAGAUACCAAAGAAACAGUUUGCAGAAGCAAAAGCUAUAGUCGAUCAACAAAUUGCAGACAGUUUGAAGAAAUCCAAAAAUACGGCAUUGGCAAAUAAAGUACAACUUAUGCGUGUAAAAUGUUCUGCAAUUGGUCCUAAAAAUGUACCAACGAGCGAAAGAAGUUACUUUCUUGUACAUUUACCACUGACAGUAAAAAAUAAACACAUAGGUACUUCGAAAGGGACCUUUGUUAGUACAAACUGGACGAUUGGCAAGUGUAUAGAUUCAAUAGCAGACACACUUAAAGUUCCCAACAAUAAUGAUACAACCACCACGAAUAAGUUAAAACUAUUCCGUCAUUCUACCGGAAAUUUGAUAUGCAGCAAAAUGGAUACACCUUUAACGAAAUUAUUUGAAGAUUUGGCUAUUUUCGAUGGAGAACGAGUUAUUCUGGAAUAUUCUGAUAAUGUACCUGAUAAUGUAAUAGAUCCAUCUUUAUAUAAAUAA
Messenger RNA from Cyphomyrmex costatus, 904 nucleotides. RefSeq names its product AN1-type zinc finger protein 1. Gene Ontology annotation, cellular component: cytoplasm. Gene Ontology annotation, molecular function: zinc ion binding. Bases 92 to 904 code for a protein of 270 amino acids. The transcript has 2 exons. Lineage: Eukaryota; Metazoa; Arthropoda; Insecta; Hymenoptera; Formicidae. The record is from RefSeq and is a predicted model, not a curated record.